AUGGUCAGAAAAGGAUCAAAUACUACUACUACAACAACAGCAAAGAGUGCACCUGCCACAAAACAAGCAGAAAGCGUAAGAAAAAAGAGAAAGAAUGAUGAAGAUAAAGUACAACCUCAUAUAAAGAAAUCAUCAUCUCCAUUUACUAGUCUACAGAUGAUGUUUGAAAAGUACAAAGAUGAAGAUAAUUUGAUGGGUCCAGAUGCAAUUUGCAAGUUUUGUUUUGAUUUGGGUUUGGCUCCCGAAAGUAUACAAGUGUUAGUGUUGGCAUGGCAAAUGAAUGCAGACAAAAUGGGAUACUUUCAAAAAGAAGAAUUUGUUGUAGGAUUGGAAAAAUUAAAGAGUUAUGAUCUAGUAACACUCAAGAAAGAAUUGAUACAAUUAACUGCACAGGUACUUGGUGAUCCCAAUAAAUUCCUAGAGUUGUACAAGUUUUCUUUUGGAUACUCUAGCGAGUUGGUAAACAAGAAACUAUUGGAUGUAAACACUGCUGCAGAGCUUUUAGAGUUGGUACUUCCUCAAAGUGUACAUACUCCAAACUUUGUUUCUUUUCUUCGAAGUGACAAACACAAUCUAAAGGUUAUCAACAAGGAUCAUUGGUUAUGUUAUAAUGAAUUUUCAAAAACUGUAAAGAGAGAUUUAUCAAAUUAUGAUCAACAAGAUGCAUGGCCACUAUUAUUUGAUACAUUUGUCGAAUUUGUACAGGAACAAGAUAGAUAA
Molecule: messenger RNA, 720 nt
Organism: Cavenderia fasciculata
Lineage: Eukaryota; Evosea; Eumycetozoa; Acytosteliales; Cavenderiaceae
Exons: 5
Coding region: 1-720 (239 amino acids)
Biological process (GO): positive regulation of ubiquitin-protein transferase activity; protein neddylation
Cellular component (GO): ubiquitin ligase complex
Molecular function (GO): cullin family protein binding; ubiquitin-like protein binding; ubiquitin conjugating enzyme binding
Source: RefSeq, a predicted model, not a curated record